Molecule: messenger RNA, 1735 nt
Organism: Cyanistes caeruleus (blue tit)
Lineage: Eukaryota; Metazoa; Chordata; Aves; Passeriformes; Paridae
Source: RefSeq, a predicted model, not a curated record
AUGGACCUUCACGUGCGUCUCACCUGGCUGCUUCUGCUGAGCACCACUCUCCUGUCUCCACCAGCAAGCGGAGCUUGGUGGAACCAGCCAGAUGGAGACUCAGAUUCAGUAUGGGACAAAUUUUCCAAUUGGAUUAAAGACAAAUUUCAGCCCAAAGUUCCACCACAACCACAGCUGAGACUGGAAUCUGGAGGGGACCGAUGCGCCGGGAGGGUUGAAGUUUAUCAUGAUGGAAAAUGGGGCUCGGUCUGUGAUGAUUAUUUCAGUAUGAACAGUGCCAACGUUGUGUGCAGACAACUUAACUGUGGCCAAGCUGUCUCUGUCCUGGGACUGUCUUACUUUGGCCUCAGUGGAAAAAUUAUCCAGUUGGAUGAUGUGCAGUGUAGAGGAACUGAAUCCCACCUUUGGGACUGCCGGCACGCCGGCUGGGGCAAGCACAACUGUGGACUCAAUGAGGAUGUUGGUGUCAUCUGCUCAGAUGCUAUGCACUCCACAGCUGCACCAACAGGUUCCUCUCCUGCUCCCAGCCCAACCCCAGCACAGACUGAGACAUCUCCUGCUCCAGGGACCGUGGAAACCCUCAAGGAAGAUGUGACUUCUGCAGCUGCUACUGCCACAGAGAAAACUACCACAUCGACUCCUGAAAUCCCAACCACAGCUGAUGAAGGAUCAGACUUGUCACCUGCUGCACUUGUGGAUGCGACAACCUCAGCUAAAGAAAUCCUUUCCACACUGGCUGAAGCUUCAGGAGAUGAUUCUGUCACAGAAGCAGACAAUCUGAGCACUUCUGCCCCAGCCACAAGCAGCCCUGAGCCAUCAACAACUCCAGCACCACAGCCUACAGUGAAGGAAGCUGAGAAAGAGCCAGCAAAAGUUUCUCCUACUGCUGAAGCUGCAGAUGUAACCACUUCAGCAGCCUCUCCUAGUCCUGCACCAGCAGACAUUACCCCUGCCCCUGCAGAAGACACAACACCUGGAGCAGCAGUCACAACCAAGCCCACAACAGCUGAAAACCCAGUGACAAGCUCACCUGCUCCAACUCCUGAAACAACAGCCAUUGACAGUAAAACCCAUCCAAAGACAGAUGCAGCAACUACAGGCUCAGCAGAUGUUGUUCCCCUGCCUCCAUCCGUGAGGCUGAUGCUGCUGUCAUACCUAAAUAGAGUGUGCCAGCCAAGGAGACCUGGGAUGCCAAGAGUAACACUGGAAGGGUGUGUGAAGGACCCAAGCUGUGGGAAUCACCUUUCACCAAGCCAGAGGCUUGUCCAGUUCCAUUACAGAGCUCCUGUACACCCCAGAGUUUGCCUACGGUGCAAAGCAUCAGGGUGCAACGCACAACCUUCUGCUUUCCAACCCUUCCCAAGGGACAGGCCCCCUCUUCCUCCUCCCCGACCUUUCCCAAGGGACAGGCCUUUCUAUCCUCCCCAGCGCUUCCCAGGGAACAGAGGCCCUCAUUUCCCUGGCUACCCAGGCCCUAGGAGAGCCAGGAGAAGUGCAAGUGACAGAGUUAUUAUCAUUAUCUCAUAGGAACGAUGCCUCUGACCAUGACGUCAUGUUGACUGCCUCUAGACCCGUUCAUUGUGUUCCAAGAUCUGCUGCUGACUUCUAAAAAUAUACUAGUGGGUGUAAAUCUAAAGGUACUUAAUCUUAGCUGAACUUGGGUUCUUUCAUUUCAGACCUUUCAGAUCUAUUCAGCAGAUUUGUAAAAGCCUAAAUUUCAGUAAAUACUCUCAGU